AUGGGUAAUGGCCAGGGAAAGCCUAUCGACCUGAAUGGUGAAGUCAGCCUGAAAAACUUUCGCUUAUUGAGAGUUGUCGGUCGAGGCUCUUUUGGAAAGGUACGCCUCGUCAAGCACAAGGACACCAACCUCUACUUCGCCCUCAAGUACAUCCGUAAAGAUAAUGCUUCCAGGAUAUCGAGUAUAUGUACGGCCCCAACCGAAUACCAUGCCGUCAAGUGCCAUGUCUGUGGCUUACCCCGCAGCAAUAGCUACCUUGUAUUUGACUUCAUGACCGGCGGUGACCUGCGAUUCCACAUCUCCAGAAAGGCCUUCACCGAAGAGGCGGUUAAGUCCUGGAUCGCCGAGCUGGGGUGUGCCCUGAGAUAUAUCCACAAUCAGAACAUUAUUCACAGAGAUAUCAAGCCUGACAACGUCCUUCUCGAUGCCGAUGGCCACGUCCAUUUGACCGAUUUUAAUGUUGCCACGGACGUUGUCGCUGGCAAGACUCUGACGAGCAAAUCCGGUACUCUGGCCUAUCUUGCCCCCGAAGUGUAUACUGGAAAGGGAUACGAUGUCCGCGCGGAUUGGUGGUCACUUGGUGUCCUGUUCUAUGAGUGCAUCUACAACAAGAGACCCUUUUACGGUGACUCGGAAGGCUCCCUCAGAUCGCAAAUCCUAGCCGCCAACCCUCAGUACCCAGCCACUCACCCCCCAGUGUCGCUCGCCUGCCUCCAUGCGAUCGGCUCCGCCCUUGACCCCAACCGAAACACACGCCUGGGAUCGACAUGGGACAGCUUCGCCAAUGACGAAUUCUUUAAGGUCUUCGACUUUGAGCUUCUCGAGCAGAAGCGGAUCGAGCCCGUCUUUGUUCCCUGUUCUCAUAAGACCCACUUCGACGGCACCUAUGAGGUUGAAGAACUACUCUUUGAAACCUCACCGCUCGAGGCCCGAGCAAGACGCCCGGUGCCGAGAGAGCGGCUGAAAGAGGGCGCCACCGAAAAGGAGAUCCGCGAGGAUGGGUUACAUCGGGUGAUUGAGACCGACUUUCGGCUGUUUGGCUAUACUGUGGUUGCAUACAACAAAGCCGCCCAAAGUUUUAAUGAUGAGGCGCAAACCAGCCCGAACAACGCUAUCCAGACCAUCUCGACUCAUGAGACCAGUCCCAUGCUGGUCCCUUGCCCCCGUUACCAGAACAACUUCCGAAAUCAAUCUACCCCAUCAUCACGGGGCAAACCAGUCACAAGCACUACUGGGGGCGCUCACGUGACGCGGGGAGGACGUGGUAGCUGUUCAGAGUUGACAAGCCAAGAUGCGACCCUAUCGAUGGAUGCCAAAAACGCCGUCAAGUACAAGAAUGAGAGCUCAGGUGGCAUGUUCGGAUUCUUGAAGAGCAAGGAAAGGUGGAGCAACGGCAUAAAACCCAGGGAGAGGGGUGUAUUGGGCAAGAAAGGUGCCCGUGCUGUUAUCGGCUAG
Molecule: messenger RNA, 1455 nt
Organism: Fusarium oxysporum Fo47
Lineage: Eukaryota; Fungi; Ascomycota; Sordariomycetes; Hypocreales; Nectriaceae
Product: kinase-like domain-containing protein
Exons: 6
Coding region: 1-1455 (484 amino acids)
Biological process (GO): peptidyl-serine phosphorylation; intracellular signal transduction
Molecular function (GO): protein serine/threonine kinase activity; ATP binding
Source: RefSeq, a predicted model, not a curated record